UGGAUGGACAGCCAGAGAAUGAUAAAAAAGUGUCAUCAGAGGUAUCAGUUAUAUCUGAUUCGUCACCUAUUCACGAAGUUCAUAAUCAGUUAAAACUAACAGAGCAGAUCGAAGAGGUACCAAAGCUCAUGAGUACAAAAAAUGGGCAGGCAUUAAUUCAAGAAAUUUCUCGUAACUUAGCUGAAUCCGCUACUUCUUCAUCUAUUCAGGAGAAUAGUUCCAUAUGCGCAUUGUCUCCCAACCCUCCAGAAAUUUCGCUUAUCUCGGAUCGUCCAAAUCGUAUGACCAAAAUCUCCGAAACUAUAGCUAAUUCAUCCUUAUCAGCCGAUGAAAAGGAAUAUAUAAAAAUGCUCACUAGGGGUAUUGAUGAUGAGACUCUUUAUGGGGGUACAUCAUACGAGAAUGAGGCUAAGAUAGAGAAAGAAGAG
Molecule: messenger RNA, 428 nt
Organism: Funneliformis caledonium
Lineage: Eukaryota; Fungi; Glomeromycota; Glomeromycetes; Glomerales; Glomeraceae
Source: the annotation of a GenBank genome assembly